Messenger RNA from Fundulus heteroclitus (mummichog), 1836 nucleotides. Its product is annotated as G-protein coupled receptor 151. The transcript has a single exon. Gene Ontology annotation, molecular function: G protein-coupled receptor activity. Gene Ontology annotation, biological process: G protein-coupled receptor signaling pathway. The record is from RefSeq and is a predicted model, not a curated record. NCBI's taxonomy places the organism in Eukaryota, Metazoa, Chordata, Actinopteri, Cyprinodontiformes, Fundulidae. Gene Ontology annotation, cellular component: membrane. Bases 273 to 1409 code for a protein of 378 amino acids.
UCACACUGAUAACGUGACGUGAGUGGUUGACGAUGCUAAAUGGCAGCACUUGAAAUAGCCCAUACCUACUAGGCUGCUCUCCCACUUGCUGAUGCGACCGCGACCCCAUUUGUUGCGUUUCAGCACUGCGGCGCGUUGGACAGCUCCUCCGCUUUGCUUUUCCAGACAAUUUCUUGAGCUCAGUGGGCAGCGUCGCGCUUUAUUCGCUUUACCCACCAAUUACUUCUGGAUAACUUUUGAGGAACUCAAACGUUACAAUUACAGCGAAGGAAAUGGAUAUUGAUCGACCAGCAAAUGUCUCCUUUUUUGACUUCGUCGGAGGAGUCCAACUUCUCCGGGGAGAGGACACCAGGACGGCCAUGCCCGUCCUGCUGAUCGGGAUCUGCGUGUCCGGCGCGGUGUGUAACCUGCUGGUGUUGCUGAUCUUCAUCCGUGACUUCAGGAACGGAAGGGGCUCCGAGGUGAAAGCCCUCCUCGCCUCUCUGGCGUCCACGGACCUGGUGAUCCUGUUGCUGUGCGCACCCGUGCGCGCCGUCACCUUCUACAGCCAGACCUGGACCCUCGGCAGUUUCGCGUGCCGCACCACGGACUGGUUCCAGCACUCGUGCGUAGUUGCGAAAACUUUAAUCCUGGCUGCGACCACCAAAGCCAAACAUACUUUGAUUCCACGCGGCGCCGCCUCGGGGCCCCUCUACAGUCCGACGUGGAUCCACGGAGCCCUGGCGUUCAUUUGGAUAGUGUCCAUGAUGUUUCCUAUCCCGCAGAUGCUCUUCGCUACGCUGUUGCCGCGCGGCGCCGACUUUGUCUGUGUCUCCGAGAUGCCAGUGUGCGCCUCAGACUUCAUGAGUUUGUUCUACAAGAUCUACCCAACUGUCACGUUCGUGGCACCGGUCAUCUUCACGAUCGCGUACUACACCAAGACUCUGUACACUGCGGUGAACCACGCGCCCAGCCCGCGGCACCAGAGCAAGGUGGUCCUGGUUCUGCUGUGCCUCAGCGCUGCCCUGGGCCUCAUGCUGCUGCCCGAGUGGGGGACGUUCACCUGGAUAAGACUGGGCUACAACAAACCCCCGGUGGGGCUGAUGAUGUUCGCGCAGGUCCUCCUUUACGCAUGCAGCUCCCUGUCCCCGGUCAUCCUGAUGACCAUGUACGACGACGUGCGCCAAGGACUGGUUGCGAUCUGGUUCAUCGCGACCUGCCGGAGCAACAAGCGCGCACCUGCCAUAAAGUGCCCGCAGAACGAGGGGAACGGCGCGGAGCUAGGGGCGAACGCGGUGGGCAACGCCGUCUCACAGAUAAAGGAGGCGACCUUCCCCGACGUGGAGCACUUCUGGACAGGUCGCAGGAACACGCACGUAGAGGACGAGCACGAUCCAAUUCCGUGGGAGAAAGAGGAGAAGAUGUUGUAAUUGACUGGUUUUUAGCAGAAGAUUUCGGUUUGUUAUUGGCUGCUUUGUGGUGCGUCUACCCACCACUCAGACCCUUAUUAUAGGCUGUAGUGGCCAGUUUGGUAUUGUGAGCAUGAUUAGAUGAAACUUAAACUUGUGCACUAUCAUGUUUUGAUGUGGUACAGAGCCGGCCCAAGGCACAGGCGAACUAAGCAGUUGCUUAGGACCUCCACGCAAGCAGGAGGUCUGCAAAGAACACUCGAACCUUCACAAAGGUCAGGUUUAGGAGAGUUUUUUUAUUUAUUUUGGGGGUUUUUUUUGGAGGAGAGGACACGAAUUGACAAAUUUUGUUUGGCAGAUUUACACUUGUUAUCCUCAAUAUUUAAAAUGCUAAAUGUUAAUAAGUGUAGUCUGUACAAUCUUACUUUUAAUGGUAAUAAAAAUGCUG